AUGAGCGCUUCUUCUGCGGAUAGUGACAGUGGAGGUGAGGAGGCUACGAUCAAUGGAGACACUCAGGAUAUAGCGCGGAAUGGUUCGGGCACAGUUGAUGAUGGUGACAACCAGCUGGGGGUUGAAGGGAGUCGCAUAUCCGAGCUAUUACAGGAGGAACAAGAAAGACCAUCAACACCAGAGAAAGUGACCAAUGGAACGAAUAGAUAUAAGAUUACCAGAGACCUGGAAAGUACGUCAGAAGAUGGCUCUCUGGAUGCGAUACCUAGGGGUGUACAAAGCCCCAUGGAAUCUGUCAUGUCAAUACCAGACGACUCGCCGUCUGUCCAGGGCUCUGUACUAUCGUCUCCUGGUGGCAGCAGCAUCCUUCCGUCUAUGGCAUCUCGUCCUGGCCUCGAAAGUCCAACCCCGUCCUUCCGACCCUUUGAUAGAAGAUUCCAAUCCCGUCUCUCUAGCUCUACCCUUUCUAUCCCUCGACCAGCCUCUCCAACACCAGCAUAUCUCAAGAGUCAUGGGCGUCAAGUUUCUGUAAGCAGCCAGAUUGCCCUUGACGCGGGCGACGUAGACACUCCAUCUCCACCAUGGGAGGUGAUUCGAUGGACGAAACUCAAGAAGAUGAAUGGCCAGGCUUUUUCCGAAGUUGGGAAACGUAGUUUCGGCAUACCAACCUGUAUAUCAGUAUCUGCCUCGAUUGUUUUGGGCACUUCGAAAGGAAUAAUAUUAAUUUUUGACUAUCACCAAAAUCUGAAGUCUAUAAUAGGACCUGGCACUAAAGCUGUCGAGUCUGGAGCUAUCACGUCUGUUGCUAUUUCUGCAGAUCAUUUGAUCGUUGCUGGAGGUCAUGCGAAUGGCAGUAUUUUCACGUGGGAGAUUGCUAAAGCAGCUCGUCCGUUUCUACAUAUACCUAGCCUUCAAGCUCCUCAGAUGGUAAACCGCACUUUGGAUGGGCACAUCCCAGGUGUUACGAUAAGGCAUCUGGGGUUUUUAGGAACGCGGCAUACUGCAGUUGUCUCCGCUGACGACCGUGGAAUGGCAUUUUCUCAUCUGGCGACAAGAGGUAUGGGGUCAGUAGGACGUUCUGUGAGGACGACAAGAAUCCUAGGACGGUACCCUAGUGAUGUCUCAACUUCUGGCAAAGCUCGAAAACCAAGUACUGUGCUCGCGUUUGCGCCCCUUCCACUUGGAAAUGUAGAGAGAGGAACCGAUAAUCUUGGAUUAACCGCUAUGUUGACUCCGUACCUGCUGGUUAUUGUAUCGACUACGCCUAUUGCCCAAACCCAACACAAAGCCUCGCGGCCAAAAGAAGUUGCUGCUCAUAGUGCUAUGAGUGGAUGUCUAGCAUGGUUUCCAGCGGUCAAGUUGAAAGUCAAAGACCCGAAAACUGGAAGUGAUAUAUCAAAGGUAAAGUUGGUAUAUUGCUGGUCGAAUGUCUUGACUGUUCUUGAUGUAGAUGAAAUAGAGUCUCCCGAUAAGGAUAAACCGCCAAGUCUGACUUUCAAACCUCGCAGCCGAUGGAAAGCCGAGGAAGCCAUUGUUGCAGUCCAGUGGUUAAGCAGAUCCGUUCUUACAGUUCUCACAAUCACUCAGCGGCUCAUCGUUCUAGAAGAUUAUAGUAUGCGAAUGACUGAGGCCUUUGACCUAGUCCACAAGCACAUCUAUCAUCAAGAUAUCUUCUCAAAACAACUUCACAAUCUGGUGGAACAGUUGGACGAAGAAGACGACUCCAUGCACGGAGUUGUGGCAGAUGCGUUUUAUAUGAGUUUCCGGGCUUACAAAGGACGUAUGUUCUUGCUCGGAUUCAAUGACGUUUCCGUGGGCUCAUUAUCAAAUUGGGCGGACCGCUUGAUAUCGCUAAUGGAAGACGGGGAUUAUAUCGGUGCCAUCCAGCUUGCGACAUCUUACUACACAGGCGAUGCUGACAAGCUCACUAUUGGCUUACCAGAAGAUACGACAUUACGCCAUACAAUGGUUAGAGACAAGCUGGUUGAGAUCAUGACAGCUUCACUAAAGUUUGCAUUUGGUCAGCAGAAACAGCGGGCCACAGCCGGAAGCCCGAACAAACUCAAAGAGCUGGCAGAAGCUUGCUUUGAUGCAUGUCUCAGCAUAGAUGAUCUUGACUUUCUUUUUGAAGAGGCAUACGAGUGGUACGAGGAUGGCGAAGAAGAGGGCGUGUUUCUCGAAACCCUGGAACCUCAUAUUUUAGAGCGAAAAAUCAUCAUUGUUCCACCUGGAGUUGUGAAAGCCAUGAUUACUCACUAUGUGAGUAAAGGGAUGGAAAGCCGGCUUGAAGAGAUGAUCUGCCAUAUGGAAACGAUGACACUUGAUAUCGACCAAGUUACGACUCUUUGCAAACAACACAAUUUAUACGAUGCCCUAAUAUACGUCUUCAAUCAGGCCUUGAGGGACUACAUUACGCCUCUCAUCGAUCUUCUAGCACUUCUUGUGCCAUUAAUACAGAAUGGUGACUAUUUCAGUAAUGGCGACCUAAUGGAGGAUCCCAUAUUUGGGGUCAACGCUCUGAAGAUGUUUCCAUAUAUGUCUUAUACUUUUACUGGACGAGUGUACCCAACCGGCGACGCUCUUGAUGAUCAGGAUGCCAUGAAUGCAAAAGCAGAACUGUAUUGGUUCAUAUUUUCGGGCCAAACAAUCACCUGGCCGAAAGCGACAGGAAAGCCAUUUUUAACACAGCCAAGCGAGGACUACGAGCCAUCAUUUCCAUACCUAAGGAUGAUUCUGAAGUUCGACGCGCCAAGUUUCCUGAGCACCCUCAACGAAGCCUUCGAAGAUUCAUUCCUUAAUGAUACCCCUGAGAGAGUGGUCAAUGGUGGAGCAAACCGAGAUAUGCCAGAGGAGUAUAUUUUUGGGCUAUCGGUCAAUCGCCAGUACAUUGUCACAAUCCUCUUGGAAGUCAUGAAUGCAAACGACUUUGCGUCUGAAGACACCAUUUACCUCGAUAUGUUUAUAGCUCGGAAUCUUCCGAAAUUCCCACAAUACCUCCUGCUUUCGGGAUCCGCUUUACACAAGGUUUUGACUGGUUUAUGUAAUUAUCCAGGUGACGACCUGGCCGAUGAUGCUCAACUGAGUGCGGAAUACUUGCUUUCAGUGUAUCACCCACCAGAUAUGGCUACUCUUCUGCCGUCAUUUGAAAAAGCUGGGUUCUACAGAGUGCUCAAAAGCACUUACAAAGCGGACAAACAAUUCGGUAAACUGGUUCAAGCAUAUUUUGACGACCCUGAAAAUCAAGAGGAGGUCUUCGACUGUAUUGCUGAUUGUUUACGACCACGCUCUGGCUUGACUAAGCGACAAAUCCGAGAUGUUCACGAGGUCAUGGAAGCUCAUGCUAGUGACCUUGUCCACCUCGAUGCUGUUAGGACUGCUCAGAUUAUUGAAUUGUAUGCAGCAUCAUUGCAUGAAAAGUUUCUUGACUCUUUGCCUGAAGAUCCUGAGCUUGAAUACACCUAUCUGCACACUAUUUUCCAACCAGGGACUGGGGAAUCAGGAGUUGUAAAACCAUCACCACAUACCCAGUUUACAGAGCGAUAUGUACAGCUGAUGUGUAAAUUUGAUCCUACGCAUGUCGCUGACUAUGUCGGAAUCGUCCAAGCGAGCGACCUGCGACUCGAGAAAAUCCUACCUUAUAUGGAGGAUAGUGGUGUGGUCGACGCUGCAGUAGUACUGAUGGCCAGGGAUGGUCAGCUACAAAGCGCCAUGAGUCGUCUGAUCCAGCACCUCAGGAAGCUUGAAUCGACCUUGCAAGGACUGUUGAGUGGCUCAGAUGAAGACAUGCAGUCAAUACCAGUAGGAGAAGCCGCUCAAGAUCUUCUGGACGCUCUGCAAAAAUACACAGGCGUUGGAAUAUGGCUUUGUCGAGGGCAAGAGAAGCUUAAGCUUCUUCAACCUCCUACGCCGACCAGAAGGAAGGCAAGCCCUCAUGAUGAACUCCUUCCAGAUGAAACUUUGUGGUUAGACCUUAUCGAUGUCGCCGUUCAGAUUACUCGCAAAAUCUCAGCAAGUUUAUCGGACGUCAAAACAUCCGGUUCUGCUGAGAUAGAUAGUGAAAAGUUGAUAUUCCAGUCACGAACUCUGGUUCAGCAAUGCUUCACAGCUUUACUUUCUUCAACAUCAUCGCCAACGCCCUCUGGAGCCAACUUGUCGUUUCUACGAAUAUUACGAGCAUUCUUAACUCGAGCCUCCAUAUCAUCACCCAAUCUCAGUGACCUUCGAGCAGUCCUAGCCUCAAUAUUUUCAGCCUACGCUUACGAAGAAAGUAUUCUCAGCCUCUCAAACCGUCUUCUUGAAAAGGACCUCUUCGUCAACGUCAAAUCCGCCACAGAACUCCGCCAACGGGGUUGGCGGCCUAGAGGAUCCACCUGCGAAGGAUGCGGUCGCCGAGUCUGGGGUCCUGGCGUCUCAGGCGACGUGUUCUCCAAAUGGGAAGAUAAACAAGCAGCAGACCUCAAGCGUCGGAAAGAACGAACGGCAGAAUUGGCGGGUAGUCAGGCGGAGCGCGGAAAGGGGAAAGCACAUACUAGGACUACUAGUAAGAGUAGCAUCGUUGACGGAAUGCGCAUGAAGGGGAAGGUUCCUGCGAUUGACGGACAGAGUGAGGGUGAGGAUUUGGGACCGCUGGUUGUGUUGGCUUGUAGACAUAUUUAUCAUCAGGCAUGUCUUGAGGCGGUGCAGGUUGAUGAGGGGGAGUUGGUGGUUGAUGGGAGGGAAUUUAGGUGUCCCAUUGAUGGGUGA
Messenger RNA from Glarea lozoyensis ATCC 20868, 4743 nucleotides. RefSeq lists its product as uncharacterized. NCBI's taxonomy places the organism in Eukaryota, Fungi, Ascomycota, Leotiomycetes, Helotiales, Helotiaceae. Bases 1 to 4743 code for a protein of 1580 amino acids. Gene Ontology annotation, biological process: protein targeting to vacuole; endosomal vesicle fusion. The record is from RefSeq and is a predicted model, not a curated record. Gene Ontology annotation, cellular component: late endosome; HOPS complex. Gene Ontology annotation, molecular function: protein binding. The transcript has 3 exons.